GAUGCUCCAGGCGGCGCUGGGAGAGGCGUUCGUUGUCGGGUCCUUCUCGCACGGCGGCCGAACCGCCGCCGACGGCCCUGCGGCGCUUCGCCGCACCGCGGAGUGGCGUUCGGUCAGCUGCUUCCGACCCGACGUGGUUGCGCUGAUGGUUGGCUCGAACGACGCCAAGCCUGAGACGUGGGGCCCUGCCAUGGCCUUCCCGAGAGACGGGUACGUCGAGGCGCUGCUCAGCCUGGCUCGCGAGCUCCUCUCCCUGCCCUCGCGGCCACGGCUACUGCUGCUCGUGCCUCCACCCGCGCACGCCGUCGACGCCGCCGAGGCCGCGCUGCUCGGCGUUGGCUACCCGCGCGGCUCGGUCGGCGGCGCAAACCUCGACAAGGGCGUCAUCUCGACGCUCCUCCCGCCGCUGGUGGGCCGCGCCGCACGUGUCCUCGCCUCGGAAGGAGCGCCCGCCCAGCUCGUCGAGACCGCGUUCGGCGGCUGCCCCGCCAACCAGAGCGCGUGUUGCGAGCUGCUCGCCGGCGACGGGAUCCACACCAGCGCCGCGGGCUCGGCGCGGCUCGCGGAGGCGGUGCGGGCGCGCCUCGUGGGGGUGGGGUGAAGCAGCUCACGUGAGAGUCGAGACGAUCAGUGGGUGAGUGGGUCCGGGCGUGGGCUUCCCGCAUCUCUCAAAAGGUAAAAGGUACGGUAGGUAGUACGUC
Molecule: messenger RNA, 701 nt
Organism: Emiliania huxleyi CCMP1516
Lineage: Eukaryota; Haptophyta; Isochrysidales; Noelaerhabdaceae
Exons: 1
Source: RefSeq, a predicted model, not a curated record